GUAAUAACUAGCUGUUACCGAUCAUUGGGCCGUGUAGUAUCAAACAUCCCUAAUUUCUCUGCAAUUACUUCGUAAGAAUCUCUCUCAAGAACGAUUCGAUUUGUAGAAGAUCCAUCAAGAAAACCUUUAAUGGCGUCUUCUUCAACAUCAUCCAAUCAAAAGAGCUUUAAGUAUCAUGUGUUCUUAAGUUUUAGAGGAGAAGACACACGUAAGACCUUUGUUGAUCAUCUUUACAAUGCUCUUAAGCAACUAGGUAUUCACACCUUCAGGGGUAACGAGGAACUUGAGAAAGGAAAACGAAUCGUUGAGCUCUUUAAAGCCAUUGAAGAGUCGAGGUUCUUUAUCAUUGUUUUCUCCAAAAACUAUGCAUCUUCGUCUUGGACUCUUGGUGCUUGAAGGAGGUUACAAAGAUUAUGGAGUGUCAGGAUGAGAAGGAACAGAUUGCUUACCCGCUCUUUUAUGAUGUGGAGCCCAGCGACAUCCACAAACGAAGUGGGCCAGUUGGAAGAUCCAUCGCCAAACAUAAGACCAACAAACAGAUUAAGAAAUGGCAAAAGGCUCUUGAAAGUGCAGGCAAUCUGGUUGGCUGGGAUCUGAAAAACAUUGCUAAUGGGCAUGAAGCUGAAGCCAUCAAAAAAAUUGUUAAAGAAUUUCACUCAAGUUACGCUCCAUUCAUUUGA
Messenger RNA from Lactuca virosa, 680 nucleotides. The record is from the annotation of a GenBank genome assembly. NCBI's taxonomy places the organism in Eukaryota, Viridiplantae, Streptophyta, Magnoliopsida, Asterales, Asteraceae.